CCCAUCUUACCUUUGUUCUUCUGUUAUCCUGACCAGAUUCUAGGCAGAGGGUUCCGUCAAGUCCAAUCAACAGCUCCUCGACGAUUUAGCGCUUGGACUGGGCUUGAGCGACAGCCAGAAAGGCAUGGUACAGGCACAAAUCGUAUACCGCGAUGCUCUAGGUGAUGAUACACGACCCGCCAGUGUGCUUCUCGGUGGGGAUAUGGGAGGAAAGGUAUCAGGUGGCCGUCUAGCCCGUGACCACACUCUCGCCGACGUACCCAACCAUUUCUGCCGUGAUCAAAUCAUGGGCUACAUAAACCAGAUGGAGGACGAAGACGGGAAAAAGGAUGUUGCACGCGCAGCCGUCUUCUCAGACCUCAACCCUGGAGAGAAAUUGGCAUACUCUGCAGCCAUAGCCCAAAAGACCGAGGAGAUGCGCCAAAAAGAGAAGGAAGAAGAGAACCGGCUUGAUGAGAUCAUGGACACUCACAAGCCGAAGCCGAAAUCAAUACUGGAAGCACAGAACAUCCUGGAGCAAGAAACCCUACUUGACGACAUCUCGGAUGAUGACCUUGACUUGGCUCAACGAGGCUCCAACGGACAUAUCGACUACGAUAUGGAAGGCGUAUAUAAGUCGGUGGUAAAACCGGGGGCAGAGAGGCUCCCCAACGAAGAAACCCGGCGCUCAUUCAUCAUAGAGCUAGACUGCGAUCAGCUACGUGCAUGCAUAAAACGCUUCACGCGUGGUGGUAUCUGGUCAGUCGAUCAAUUCAGACUCGCACUGGGUGGGGUACCAAGACCCGAAUUAACAAAGUUUCUGAAUAGGAAGGGUAGACGUGACGGAGCAAAAAUGAGGAUGUUUGCAUUGAGUUGGGAGUUCUUCAAGAAGAGAGAGAUGAUGGGACUGGAUAUGGUCAAGAGCUCGGAAGAUGAUAUCAAGCAGAUUGAAGAAAGAGGAAAGAAACGUCAAAAUCCUGCAGCUGGUGAUGGUAAUCCAACUACUGGCAAGAAGGCGAGGCCAGUGGAUCUAACAGCUGAUGAGAGCGACCUAGAAUCAAAGUCAGCAUAGUGUACCAUGUAAUCACUGUAUAUAUCCUGCGCCAAAGAAUGGAGGUUGCACGAAGGGGCGUCCGGCGCUUACGCUGCUUCAAGCGCGCGCGUAUUGCCUACCUACCUUCUCGAUGCAGACGGCUCCAAAGACGGUGUCUGACAAAUCUUUCUCUAGUCGAAAAGAGCAGUCGUGGUCCUCGAAUUUUAGUUUUGGAACCUUCUUGCUUGAUUUAGUUUUUGCUCUAUAUACCUUGUUGUUGUUGUACAAGAAACCAGUCAAACGAGUCAGGACGAGUACUAUCGAACAUGUAUCGAUCAACGAAAGCUCUUCUCCAGCUGUUGUGCAUUGCUUUUCUCUCUCCGGCUGGCAUAGCGUAUGAGUUGGAUGUCGGGGUUGG
This is a messenger RNA of Aureobasidium pullulans EXF-150, 1430 nucleotides long. RefSeq lists its product as uncharacterized. NCBI's taxonomy places the organism in Eukaryota, Fungi, Ascomycota, Dothideomycetes, Dothideales, Saccotheciaceae. The coding region runs from base 125 to 1051 and encodes 308 amino acids. The transcript has a single exon. The record is from RefSeq and is a predicted model, not a curated record.